Dentiscutata heterogama is the source of this 412-nucleotide messenger RNA. The record is from the annotation of a GenBank genome assembly. Lineage: Eukaryota; Fungi; Glomeromycota; Glomeromycetes; Diversisporales; Gigasporaceae.
AGAAGAAAUAGAAAGUAGAAAAGAUAUUAAACAAGGAUUUGAAGACCAUAUUGAUAAUGAAAUAAACGAAAUAGCAAAUAGUUUAGAGUCUAGUUAUAGCAAAGAAAGAAGGGAAAAGGCAAAUUCAACACAUCAUUUUGCAAUUUGCCGAUCAUAUAAGUGUGCAUACCCGAAUAAAGAAGAAUCUGAAUUAAAGUUUGUUAAUAAAAAAACUACAUGCAAAAAUCAUUUACAUAACUGCGAAGUUUUUCAUAAUGAAGUUACUUCUGAGGAAUAUGAAAGAAUAUUAAAUUUAGGUAGUAAAUUUGUACAACCUUUAGAUUAUAAAGAUGAUGGAGAAAAUUCUUGUUCUUCAUCUCAAAGUCAAAUUUCUUUACUAUUAAAGAUUUCAAAAAAAACAAAAAUUAAAUAA